UUUGGGUGGGGGAAGAGACCACGGCUGGAUCCCAUCCCGAACCUCCAAAAGGCGAAACUUCAGUCGACUACCGCCAAUCCUUGCUCCUCCACUCCCAUUAUAUCUCACGCCUCGCCUCUCGUUUUUUUGCUACUCUUCACCCCUCCGAGAUUCCACUCUUCGACCUCUGUCCUGCAGCUCUUCAGCAACUCUGAUCCGCCUGCGGUCCCACCUCUCACUCCCAAGGCCUUGCAACGGCCCUCGGCACCUAGAGGGCCUCCUCGAAAACGCUGCAUUUCCGGUUUCGCUCAGAUUUGCGAUGCCAGUCCAGUCCUGCCUGCUCGUGAAGGAUUGUCGCUAAUCUAUAGGGGUGGAGGUUUUCCCGACUUGAAAUUUUGUUCAUAUCCCGGUCGCAUUGCCCGUAUCCUUAUCGCUGGUCGCCGCCACAAGCCGUUGAUCGAUCUCUGUGACGUUGGUCGGGAGCUCCCUUCGUUGCUUAACCCCCUUCAUUCCUCCCAGCAAAUCAUGCUCCCGCAAUGCCAGGGCCCCGUUUGGGCCAUCGACGACCUGUCGCAUUGCUUCCAGCGCAACGUCCUACAAGUUUCGCUGCCGCUGGCUGCAUGCGCCUUAUCCCUGCUCGUAAUCGUUCUCCACCUGACUUAUCGCUAUGCCACCGCUCGAAAAGGCGUCGCCUACAAGGUUCUUCCUAACGAUACCUCCGAUGACGAAAAUGUUCCCGAUGCCGCGGAAACCGAAUCGGACCCUAUGCUCCAACAGGCCGUGCAGAGCGAGCAAGUCGAACUCGAGGUCGACCGCCCGCGGGGCGAGAUUGCCGUCGUUGCCCUUGAAAUCGCUGCGCUCGUCGGUCAGGUUGUGCUUUACGCAGUCAUUCUCACCACCCACGGCUGGGGCCGUCACGGAGCUCUUCCCGCGACGGCAGGUCUGAUCUCGUGGGGCUAUAUACUUUUCUUGGUCUUGGUCCGACUACUGUUGUCUAGCAUGGAUCUAUUCUCCGCCCCGAGGCUGUGGACGCAUACGGCCGUUCUGUACGGUGCUCAGUGGCUUUUCAAUGUCAUGGUCUUCCGAUCGGCGGUCAUUCAUCCUAUAUCUCGACGUGCCUUGAUUCUUAGCAGCAUCGAGUUUGGCCUCAGUACCUUUCUUUUGUUACUGUCUCUCACCACUCGCCGAGGUAACAAGCCCGUACUAGUGGAGCGCGAGGAUGGAUUGGAACCCCCACGUCACCCGAUGGCCAGUUUGCUGUCUCUUGCGACCUUUUCAUGGUUGGAUUCGCUGGUUAUGAAGGGAUACCGUCAGCCCCUCGAACUGGAGGACGUGUGGAAUCUGACUCCCUCUCAGAAGGCCGCGGCAGUCCUUACCGAUUUUAGAAAACGGCAGAUGAAGGGCUCGUUGGCCUGGAAGCUCAUCCGCUUCUUUAUUGGAACCAUUUUGAAACAGGGUGCUUGGACUAUUUUCGCCAACCUCUUCGUUUUCGUGCCGAGUCUCCUCCUCAAGGCUAUCCUCGAAUAUGUCGAAGAUCCCCGUUCAACAACCCCGAAUGCUGCCUGGCUCUACGCGAUCCUCCUGUUCUUCUCUGCUAUUAUUCAAGGUGUUGCAGAUGGCCAGGCCCUGUGGAUCGGCCGCAAGAUGGGCGUUCGGAUCCGCGCCAUCAUUAUUGGAGAAAUUUAUGCCAAGGCUCUUCGACGCAAGGCCGGUGCUGCUACGGACGCGGCGAAGAAGGCCUUGGAGGACUCGAAUGCCUCCAAGGAUAUAAAACCUAAGAAGAAAGGAUUGCUUUCGUUUGGCCGAAAGAAGAAGUCAACCACAAACGGAGAUGAAGCCGAAGCUGAAACUGGGACGGCAAAACCUGUCGGGUCGGAUCUGGAUGAUGCUGCCGGUCAGGCAAAUGUUGGUACUAUCAUUAACUUGAUGGCAAUUGAUUCUUUCAAGGUCAGUGAGGUUGGUGCCUAUCUGCAUUUCCUCUGGGCCAGUGUUCCCGUGCAAAUUAUAAUGGCCGUCACCUUGCUCUACAAGAUUAUGGGUUUCAGCUCUUUCGCUGGUAUCGCAUUGAUGGCAUUGAUGCUACCCGUCAACCUCUUUAUCGCCCGUCAAUUCAACAAGGUCCAGAACGCUAUCCUCAAGGGUACUGAUGCUCGUAUCCACGCAACCAACGAAGUUCUCCAGAACAUUCGCAUCAUCAAGUACUUUGCCUGGGAGCAACGAUUCCAAGACAUUGUCAACGAAAAGCGCAAGGCAGAGCUCAAGUCCCUACGUCGUCGUUAUAUCUUAUGGUCUUGUGCUGCGACGGUGUGGUAUGGAACGCCGAUUCUGAUCACUUUCCUGUCAUUCUUCCUAUAUACCGUCGUAGAGAAGAAGCAAUUGACCCCCUCGAUUGCUUUCCCUGCCUUGUCAAUGUUCUCUCUUCUGCGUGUUCCCUUGGAUCAACUGGCCGACAUGGUAGCCCACGUUCAGGAGUCGAAGGUCUCUCUGGAUCGUGUGGAUCAGUAUCUGAACGAGGACGAGACCGGGAAAUACGACCAGCUGCGUGAAAGCAGUGUCGCGGAUGGACCUUCUCAGAUCGGACUGGAGCAGGCAACCCUCACCUGGGGAACUACCAGUCCUCGUCCUCAAGCCACUUCGUCCUCGGAUAGCGGCGCUGAUGCUUUCCGCCUCAUCAAUGUGAAUGUCAAUUUCCCAGUGGGUCGUCUGAGCAUUAUCGCCGGACCUACGGGCUCUGGAAAGACCUCGUUGCUCAUGGCUCUGCUUGGUGAAAUGCGUCUUGUGGAAGGUCGUGUUCAUCUUCCCGGAGGCAUGGCUAGCCGUGCCGAACUUCCCGUUGACCCCGAGACUGGUCUUAUUGACAGUGUUGCGUACUGCGCCCAGGAAGCUUGGUUGGUCAACGACACUGUCAAGGAGAACAUCAUCUUCGCCUCUCCGUACGAUGAAAAGCGCUACCGUGCCGUGCUCAAGGCUUGUGCCCUCGAACGCGACAUUGAGAUCCUUGAUGCCGGUGACCAAACCCUUGUUGGAGAAAAGGGUAUCAGUUUGUCCGGUGGUCAGAAGCAGCGUAUCUCCCUGGCUCGUGCUGUCUACAGCAGUGCUCGCCACUUGUUGUUAGAUGACUGUCUCUCCGCGGUUGACUCGCACACGGCGAAGCACAUCUUCCGUCAAGCCUUGACUGGCCCGCUCAUGUUGAACCGCACAUGUGUUCUGGUGACCCACAACGUUGCUCUGACCGUGCCUCAGGCUGACCACGUUGUCGUUCUCGAGAAUGGAAAGGUUACUGCACAGGGCAAGCCCGACGAAGUUGCAUCUAGUGGCGCCCUCGGCGAAGAGUUCUUCAAGUCCCAACCUGCUUCCCGUGUUAGCUCCCGUGGUCUGUCCCGCGUACCUUCGCAACAUGAAGACGACGCGGCGGACGUGAAUCCCGCUGCGGCUAAUGGAAACGCCAACGGUACUGCCGACAAGUCGCAAAAGGACAAGGACGAAAAGUCACGCCUGACGGAAGGCAAGGCUACUGGAAGUAUCAAGUGGUCGACUGUCAUCAUGUACCUGCGGUCUAUGGGCUCUUGGCAAUACUGGGUUUUGGCUGUUUCCGUAUUCUGCAUGCAACAGCUCGGCUCGGUCUCGACCAACAUCUGGAUUCGUCAGUGGGCCAACUCGUAUCGCACGUCAAACCUGAACGCCGAUGGUGAUGUUGGUAGCUACGCUGCCGUUGCUCAUCUCAAGCCGCCCACUUUCAACGUGGGUAGCGUCUCGAAGAUGAGCACCUGGGGUGCACCUCAGCUCGGCUCGCGAUCCUUUGGCCCUGUCACUGAUGAUGGACAAGUCAAUGUGGGAUACUACUUGGGCGUUUAUGCGCUCCUGGGUGUCUUGUACAUUCUCAUUUCCCUGUCUCGCGAGGCUGUCCUUUUCUGGGGUUCUCUGCAAGCCUCCUGGAAGAUCCAUGACAAUCUUCUCAGGGCCGUGAUGCACGCCAAGUUCCGUUUCUUCGACUCUACUCCGCUUGGUCAGCUCAUGAAUCGUUUCUCCAAAGAUGUCGAGUCGGUCGACCAGGAGGUCGCGCCCGUGGCUAUCGGCAUGCUUCAUAGCUUAGCAUCGGUCAUCAUGAUUGUCAUUCUGAUCUCUGUCAUCACGCCUGGCUUCUUAAUCGCGGGUAUUUUCAUCACACUGGUGUACACCGCUCUCGGUGCCGUCUACUUGAAUUCUUCUCGAGAUCUCAAGCGUCUGGAAUCGGUUCAGCGCAGUCCAUUGUAUCAGCAAUUUGGCGAGACCCUGAAUGGUAUCGUCACUAUUCGUGCUUAUGGCGAUGGUCCUCGGUUCAUUGUCGAUAAUCACCGCCGUAUCAACGCCUACAACCGGCCACACAUUUAUCUGUGGGCUAGCAACCGUUGGCUCGCUCUUCGUGUGGACUGGACUGGUGCCUUGGUGGCAUUCUUCUCUGCUACUUUUGUCUUGAUCAAUGUCGGCAAGAUUGAUGCCGGUGCUGCUGGUUUAUCUCUGACCUAUGCUGUUACCUUCACUGAGAAUGUCCUCUGGCUUGUUCGUCUCUACUCGGAGGUCCAGCAGAACAUGAACUCGGUUGAGCGUGUCCGCGAGUAUCUCGAAGUUGAUCAGGAAGCUGCUGCCAUCAUCCCCGAGUCUCGGCCAGAGACCAACUGGCCCACCCAAGGCGCUGUCGAGUUCAACGGCUAUACCACACGCUAUCGUCCUGAUCUGGAUCCCGUGCUGAAGGAGGUGUCUUUCUCUGUGAGGCCCGGCGAGAAAGUGGGUAUUGUCGGCCGCACUGGUGCUGGCAAGAGUUCCCUCGCUCUCGCUCUCUUCCGCGGCUUGGAAGCCGAGAAGGGUCAGAUCAUGAUCGAUGGUGUCAACAUUGGAUCUAUCGGCCUUCGCGAUCUGCGUGAGGCUAUUACCAUUGUGCCACAGGAUCCCACUUUGUUCACUGGUACUAUUCGCAGUAAUCUCGAUCCCUUCGGCCUUUUCAGCGACGAGGAGAUCUUCACAGCCCUUCGUCGGGUCCAUCUCAUCGGCUCCAGUACCUCUGGCACUGCAACCCCAAUGAGCUCGAUCACGGCUGUCGAAGCCAAUGGUAUGAACGGUAGCACCGCGUCUGUCGCCGACAACAAAAACGUCUUCCACAACUUGGACAGUCUAGUUUCUGAGUCCGGCUCCAACCUGUCCCAGGGUCAGCGACAGCUCCUGUGCCUGGCACGUGCUCUUCUCAAGAAGCCCCGGGUUCUGAUGAUGGACGAAGCUACCGCCUCAAUCGACUACGCCACCGACUCCAAGAUCCAAGAGACUCUGCGGGAACUGCGCGAUAGCACGAUCAUCACUAUCGCGCAUCGUCUGCAAACCAUCAUCGACUACGACAAGGUCCUCGUCCUCGAUCACGGCCGCGUCAUCGAGUUCGAUCACCCCUGGACUCUGAUCAACAAGGAAGACGGCAUGUUCCGCGGUAUGUGUGAUAACAGCGGGAACAUGGAGGUUCUACUAGACGGUGCUAAGCGCGCCUGGUCUCAAAAACGACUGGUGGAUGAUUCUUAAACAAACAUCCUCCCAUUUCCUACCUACCAGUCCAACAACCCCUCUCGGUACAUAAUUAUCAUUUUUUCCCGAUUCGCCCUCUUGUGCAUGCUCCUAUCCCUCCUCGCUCUUUCGCGAGCUGUCCUGCAAGAAACGGUUUCGUGUAAUUUUUUCUGCUUUCCAUUUUUUUUUUUUCCUUCUUUUCGGUCCUGGUCUCUCUGGGCAGCAUCCGUGUACUAUUCAUUGUUAUCUAGCCAUUUUUAUGGUUUUGCGGCGUCAUGGGUAUGCAUUUCCCCCGCGAAUCCGUUCAUCACUGUCCGCAUUGUUUGACUUUUGUUUCUCUUGGAUGUCGAUCAUUCUUCUUGUCACCGUGCUUAUGAGAUGUCAUACCUUCCAUCGUCUAAGCCCGUGUUCUGGCUCGGGUGUGUUGGAGGAAAUACUAUUGGCAUUGGAGGUGUCUCUAGCGUGGAUAGAAAAUGGAAAGUGAUUGGUUAAUAGAAUGUGCUUAUCUUCAUAGAUUGUACAACCUGCUAGCUCCGUAGCUCCGUAAAGAUGGCGCUAGAUACAAUAGACUGAGAAGUGUUUGGUUUUAACCUUCUGCCUUUUGAAGAAUCCAACUUGAUGCGAGGUUAUGUGAAGGAAUGAUCCUGAUUUUCCUGUCAUGUUCUCUCUCAUCCCUUCGUGUUAUACAACCAAAAUACAUUCACCGAUAACUAACCCAAAUCAACCAGGGAGUAACGAGCCGAUCAGCAGCGCAGAAUUGGGGCAGGAUGAUAGUUUAUGGGAACGCCAAGCUCAAGCCACGGUCUCGUUUAAGUUUGAAGGUGACCCGCGAAUGCCCCUCGUUGAGGCAUGGCGACCAGCCAACCAGUGAAACACGACCCCAACUCACAGGAUCACGUUGUCGCCCAUGGCAGAUUGUGCACCGCGAACACGGGGUCCAUGGCAUGAACCCGAGCUAAGGUGUGAGACUCGGGGACCCUGAGUGCCUGGACAGGAGCGAAUAAGAACAGUCGAUGGAUCGAUUUGGAUGAGAACCGAGUUCGAUUCGAGUAAUUGUCGCUGCUCUGAGAAACCCCUGUUCGUGUUGAGAGAGCCCUGCGUCGCUCUUCCCCAGUGGCAUGCCAUAGCACCAUGCACGUGUGAUCACUGGGAGCUUUAAGUCGACCCAGGGGGGGGCGCUACCCGAAGGGUUUAGCGCGGUGGGUGGGGACAUGCUGGAUCCAGUCUCCAGGAAAUAGCUCGGCAUAAGGAGUGGGUUUUACCAUUUCGCAGUGCAUAAAAGAGCGCUGCCGAGGAAAAUAAGUGGAAGUGGUUGUUGCGGGGCCGCAUCAUAAUGUGUAAGACCAGCACGAUGUUCCCGCAAACGACUUCAGCGUCGAGCACGCAGACAGCCCCUGAUGACAGUGAGCAGAGCGAUGAUCGAGCUUGCGAUCACAAAGAAGCGGAAUGGCGGGAGGAGAGAGGGCAGCAUUUCCCAGACGGACUGCGUCGUUUCCAAACGGUCCAAUUCGGACAUCAGAUCCCGAAUGGGGAUCAUCCGUGCACGGGGGGUGUCGAUCACUGCAUCCGGAGAUUCGGGUGACUUUGAGGUUUGGCCAUGCUCGCUGGCGAGGAGGCCUGCUUCUCCCAUCGCGGUCGACCGGUCGGUGACUUCAUCAGCGUCAGGGACAGUUUCGGGGAAGUAAUAAGGGGUUCGUUUAUUCGGGUGGUUGUGGUUGUCUUUGUCAUUCCUGGAGACUGACUGGAUGGUCGGGGACCAUGACGCGUCUCGGGACGAUAAGGAUUCUGCUUCUUUGGCAAGGCCGAUUUCUUGGAGCCCUGGCUGGGAUGGUAUAGCUGCAGCUGUGACUAGGCUGGUAAAUGCCAGAGCCAGAGAGAGUCGUGCGAGGAGCAUUUUGUGUUUGCGAUGUUGUGGCACUAUAGUAGUACGGCCGUAGGAAUACUCGUACUGAUAACAAGGACUGAUAAGCGGAUGAGGCGGUGCUACAUCACUGGGUGAGAGUUGUAGAUGUGAUAUUGAGAUGGACUCAAUGUGAGAUAUGAAAGGGAGAGAGAGAGAUUCGAAAAAGGAGAAGGUGUGAGGGGUAAAUGUAUAAGAAAGAAAGAAAGAUAAGGACUGCCACGAUCGGAUUCGGCGGCACUCAUCGCGGGCCCCGGCGGGCUUGGCGCCUUGGUCAGCCCGGAGUUUACGAGUACGCUAACGAUCUCGGAGAAGGUGAUUGGCAUUGCCGUACCUUCGAGCCUCAAGAUUUACUCUUUGCAUAAAUCGUUUUGAG
This is a messenger RNA of Penicillium brasilianum, 7778 nucleotides long. NCBI's taxonomy places the organism in Eukaryota, Fungi, Ascomycota, Eurotiomycetes, Eurotiales, Aspergillaceae. The record is from the annotation of a GenBank genome assembly.